AUGGAUUUCCACCUGGUACCGAGGGGCACUGACCGGAACUAUACGGGCUUCCUAACCAAGACAAUCGUCUACUCAGGCACACUGGUGCUGUUCCUAGCUUGUGAGUUAACAUCGAAGCUCUCCCCGCGCUACGAUGGGAUGGAUCCACACGCCUAUCCGCCUACAUAUCACCCGGAUAACAGCUCCAAAAAGUUCUGGCUGACAAGUAUAUACACUACAGCUUUUGCGUUGACACUAUGCUCCAUCGUCAUUCCAAAAUGGGUUAGCUAUCAUAGCGAGAAGCCCGCCCACCACUAUUCCUACGGUCUCCACCAACGCUGCUCUUCGCUCACCGAUACCUGCGAGAAUUUCCCACAGAGCCAAGACUGCCAUGGAGAUGACCGGUAUUUCUGCUCGAUGUGGCGAUCCGUCGGGUUCUUGAUGUCCUUUGCCGUGGUGUUGGAAGGCAUGAGCAUCGUCGCCUACCUGAUUAUCCUCGGCGGUGGGAAGCGGCUGCGAGAGAAUGGUUGGCGGGUUCUCAGUCUGUUGAUUAUUUUGUCUGCUAUUGUGCAAGCUGCGGGCAUGUCGAUUGUGGCAUAUCUGUUCGAUAACGAGGACCGGUUCUUCGUUGGCUGGCGUUUGGACCAGUCUUGGGUUUUCUGUACUGUCAGUUGGUGCUUUAGUCUGAUCUGCGCGGGCGCGAUCGUUAUUGCUGCUCAGAUCUUGCCUUCCGAGGGAGGCUAUGAGCUUAUCCCGGAUCAUGAUACGCUUAGGGUGACCUCUUGA
Penicillium cataractarum is the source of this 765-nucleotide messenger RNA. RefSeq lists its product as uncharacterized. Bases 1 to 765 code for a protein of 254 amino acids. The record is from RefSeq and is a predicted model, not a curated record. NCBI's taxonomy places the organism in Eukaryota, Fungi, Ascomycota, Eurotiomycetes, Eurotiales, Aspergillaceae. The transcript has 3 exons.